Messenger RNA from Zingiber officinale, 1086 nucleotides. Its product is annotated as transcription factor MYBS3-like. The transcript has 3 exons. The record is from RefSeq and is a predicted model, not a curated record. Lineage: Eukaryota; Viridiplantae; Streptophyta; Magnoliopsida; Zingiberales; Zingiberaceae. Gene Ontology annotation, biological process: response to gibberellin; response to ethylene; response to auxin. Bases 12 to 854 code for a protein of 280 amino acids. Gene Ontology annotation, molecular function: DNA binding; zinc ion binding.
CCUCUCCACAAAUGAGCAGCCCUAGCCCUUUGUUGUAUGUAUAUAUAUAUAUAUACACACACACAGAUAGAUUAGCUGCUGGAUUGAGCUUGAGCAGGUUGAGAAUGGUGAGGAAAUGCUCUCAUUGUGGACAUAAUGGCCACAACUCGAGGACGUGUUGCAGCAGCACAAGAGGCAUGGCUGGAGGAGAAGGCGGUGGAGUGAAGCUAUUUGGGGUUCAGCUUCGUUCGGCUUCCCCUCUCAAGAAAAGCUUCAGCAUGGAGUGCCUCGUCUCUUGCACUUAUCCUUUUGCCUUUUCCUCUUCCCCUUCUUCAUCGACUUCUUCUCUUGGCUCAGUGGAUGAGGCUGCUGAUCAGAAGAUGGCUAAUGGCUAUCUCUCUGAUGGUCCUGGUGGCAGAAAACAAGAGAGGAAGAAAGGGCUUUCGUGGACUGAGGAAGAGCACAGGCGAUUCCUGGCGGGGCUAGAGAAGCUUGGAAAAGGGGAUUGGAGAGGCAUCUCGAGGAACUUCGUCACCACUAGAACUCCCACACAAGUGGCGAGCCAUGCUCAGAAAUACUUCCUGAGGCAAAGCAACCUCGACAAAAAGAAGCGUCGAUCGAGUCUCUUCGAUGUUGCAACUGGUGAGAAGGCAGCUCGCCACACUGACUCAGGAUUAUCUCUUUGUACCAUGGCAAGCCAAGGGGGCUUUGAGACUGCAAAAAUAGACCUGAAUUCAUCAAUCCAAGGGCAAGAAACAGACCAUCUUCCUUCAUCUGUAGGCCUAGAUUUAGAGCUCAGAAUUUCCAGCUCAAGGUUAAAUCAGAAGAUCUCAAUGCCUGGGAAUCUCUGUCUUGGUACCACAAGUGUUACAUAAAGUGUUGUCAAUAAAUAAGAUGCUGCAAUUUGAGGUCGAAGCUUAGCCAGUGUCAUCGACACAAGGUUCCUUUUGAUCUUUUAGAUUAACUCAAACACUGUCAGAUAAGGAGAUGAUCUGUAGCUCUACUGAAAGUUUCCCUUUCUCUCUCUUUUUUUUUUUUUUGAAAUGAAAGCAGUACGUACUGUUUGUGUGAGAAAUUCUCCAGGAAGCUUUUUCUCAUUGAUGGCCA